Messenger RNA from Triticum dicoccoides, 1013 nucleotides. Its product is annotated as U-box domain-containing protein 70-like. The annotation marks the transcript as partial. The transcript has 2 exons. Gene Ontology annotation, molecular function: protein kinase activity; ATP binding; ubiquitin-protein transferase activity. Lineage: Eukaryota; Viridiplantae; Streptophyta; Magnoliopsida; Poales; Poaceae. Gene Ontology annotation, biological process: protein phosphorylation; protein ubiquitination. The record is from RefSeq and is a predicted model, not a curated record.
UGUAAACAGGAAAGUGAAAGGGGCGCCUCCCACCACCACUUAGCUUUCUCUCACGAGGCGCCACCAGGUGGCGCCCCAACCGCUAGUAAUGUAGCAAAGCUCAGUGGUUUUGGCGUGUGCCGAAUGUUCACUGAUGAGUUCAGGGGCACAACCACUCUAUAUAAGCAUACCCACCCAAAGGGAUCUUUUGUGUACAUUGAUCCUGAAUAUGUUAUGACUGGUGACCUGACCCCCCUAUCUGAUGUAUACUCUUUCGGAAUCGUGCUGUUGCGCCUCUUGACUGGAAGACCAGGAUUCGGGCUGUUGAAAGAUGUGCAACGGGCAGUGGAAAAGGGUUGCCUGGAAGCAAUUUUGGAUUCAUCUGCUGGGGGCUGGCCAGCUAUGCAGGCUGAGCAAUUGGCUCGGGUAGGUCUGAAAUGUUGUGAAAUCAGAAGAAAAAACCGUCCUGACCUGCAAACGGAGGUUUGGACUGUACUUGAACCAAUGUUGAAGUCUAGUUCCAUCAUGUUGUGUUCCUUAUCAUUUAAGUCAGUAUCCGAAGACCUUGGAGGUGUGCCGCCCUACUUCAUCUGUCCAAUACUACAGGAUAUCAUGAGGGAACCUCUAAUUGCUGCAGAUGGUUUUACCUAUGAAGCCGAAGCUAUAAGGGAGUGGAUUGACAAUGGCCACCAUACAUCACCCAUGACAAAUCUUGAGCUACUCCACCGUGAUCUUUUGCCGAACCAUGCCCUCCGUUCUGCGAUCCAAGAAUGGCUGCAGACAAAUGCAAAUUAAUAUGUUAGCUUUAUCACCAUGGAACUUUGAGAUGAAAAAUUGGUGUGCGCGUAACUCCUUGCACAGAUUAGUAGGCACAAACCGCAAAAACCAAACGCUUCUGUGUGUAUUCAGAAAGAAUGAUCUAAGAUAUACACAGUGCUUUUCAUUUUGUUUCUUCAGCAAAACGUGUAUGUAAAAUAUAAUAGUUUGGAGCUCCAUCAGUGGCAUGCUGUACUUUGUACAUGGAUUUAUAAAGA